This is a messenger RNA of Betta splendens (Siamese fighting fish), 4978 nucleotides long. RefSeq names its product low density lipoprotein receptor-related protein 12 (gene lrp12). The record is from RefSeq and is a predicted model, not a curated record. Bases 703 to 3336 code for a protein of 877 amino acids. NCBI's taxonomy places the organism in Eukaryota, Metazoa, Chordata, Actinopteri, Anabantiformes, Osphronemidae. Gene Ontology annotation, molecular function: protein binding; low-density lipoprotein particle receptor activity. Gene Ontology annotation, cellular component: plasma membrane. The transcript is spliced from 11 exons.
ACGCUACGUGUAAGGGGCUAGGAUUACUAUGCAGCUCUGAACUGUUGUUGUUGAGAUCGGACCGAAGCUAACAGCUAAAUGUUAAUACUGAGGCCGACAAACAGCGACGCUGGAGAUGAAUACAUCGCUGCGCUGUUUGCUGGCUUUUGAGCAGGUGUAGCGUAGACAUCUAUAACGUUUUGUGUUUCUAGUGUAGAAGCCCAUUUGUUUUUAGUAUGUUUCUGCCAAUGAGCGUUUUUAAUACCCUUUUAGCCCCGGCUGUUAGCUUCGCUUUAACUAGUUUCUAUAGCGGCAGAGCGAACUCAUAUUUAUAAGCUACUGUUUUGUGAUUUUAAUUGAUGCAAAUUUGGGGCCUGAAUUUGCCACGAGUGGCUGUGUUCAGGCAAAUACUGCUUUAACCUUUGGAUUCUGAUGCGCUAACGGGUAAUCGAUGCUAACUUUAGCCGAUUGCUAAAGAUCAGACGUCUUUGUUUCCUUCAGCUGGUCAGUUUAUGAUGUGAGGGCAGCCAGCUAUGUUAGCUCAUUAAGCAGUAGAUUAGCCUGUUUUAGUGUUUGUCAGUGUCGCUAAUGCCGAGCUAACAGACCCGGCAAUUUUGACUUUUUUUUAAAUUCGUGGCUGAGAUGGAACUGUCACCGUAGUGAGCUUCUUCGUCAUCAUUGUUGCCACAAUAAUCUGGCAGCUCUUGGACAUUUUGAGUUGCUAUGGCCCUCAGACUAGGCUGCAGGCAGAGCCGCGCUGCAUGUGCUGUGUACCUGCUCAUUCUUUCAGGAUGCUUUGCUGGCUCUCAGAGGAAUGACAAUGUGUACAUGUCUGGGAUUUCUAAUGCCUGUGGUGAUGUGGCGGAGCUGCUGCGGGCAUCCAAUGGGGUCAUCACCAGUCCUGGUUGGCCUUUUCAGUACCCAGCCAGACUGAACUGCAGCUGGAACAUCAGAGCAAGACCUGGUGACACCAUCACCAUCAGUUUUCAGGACUUUGAACUGCAAGGUUCCCAUCGGUGUUCCUCAGACUGGAUGUCUAUCAGCAGCUACAGGAAUCUAGAUGGGUUACGAGUUUGUGGUUCAUCUCUGCCACCACCCUAUAUCUCUUCUCAGGACCACAUCUGGAUCCACUUUCAUUCUGACGAUAGUCUGACAGGGAAAGGCUUUAGGAUGUCCUAUGUCACUGGUAAGCCUGAGGCACCCAGCUGUGACGUAGACCAGUUUCAUUGUUCCAACGGGAAGUGCAUCCCAGACUGGUGGCGCUGUAACUCCAUGGAUGAGUGCGGUGACAAUUCAGACGAGGAGCUGUGUGUGGACACGCCCUUCUCUUUCCAGCCCUGCAGCUUGAACCAGUUCCCCUGCCUCUCACGCUACACCCGCAUCUACACCUGCCUACCUCACAGCCUGCGAUGCGACGGCAGCAUCGACUGCCAGGACCUUGGUGAUGAGAUAGACUGUGACGUUCCCACCUGUGGAGAAUGGUUGAGAAAUUUCUACGGUUCCUUCAACUCUCCAAACUACCCAGACUUCUACCCUCCAGGAAGUAACUGCACCUGGCUAAUUGACACUGGAGACCACAGGAAGGUCAUUUUAAGAUUUACAGACUUUAAACUAGAUGGAACAGGUUAUGGCGACUAUGUAAAGGUCUACGACGGCUUGGAGGAGAACCCUCGUCGUCUUCUAAGGGUGCUGACGGCCUUUGACUCCAGAGCACCGGUGGCCGUGGUUUCAUCAUCAGGUCAGCUCCGAGUUCACUUCUAUGCUGAUAAGAUCAACGCUGCCAGAGGCUUUAACGUCACCUACCAGGUGGAUGGGUUCUGCCUGCCAUGGGAAAUUCCCUGUGGAGGGAACUGGGGCUGUUACACUGAGCAGCAGCGCUGCGAUGGGUACUGGCACUGUCCCAAUGGUCGGGAUGAGUCAAACUGUUCUUCCUGUCAGGAAGAUGAAUUCCCCUGCUCUAGAAAUGGAGCCUGUUACCCACGGUCUGAUCGGUGCAACUACCAGAACCGGUGCCCCAAUGGUUCUGAUGAGAAAAACUGUUUUUUCUGCCAACCUGGAAACUUCCACUGCAAGAAUAAUCGUUGCGUGUUUGAGUCAUGGGUCUGCGAUGCUCAGGACGACUGUGGCGAUGGCAGCGAUGAGGAGAGCUGUCCUGUUAUUGUUCCCACCCGAGUCAUUACCGCUGCUGUGAUCGGUAGCCUCAUCUGUGGCCUCCUCCUGGUCAUUGCCCUCGGAUGCACCUGCAAACUCUACUCACUGCGCAUGUUCGAGCGCAGGUCAUUUGAGACCCAGCUGUCCAGAGUGGAGGCAGAGCUACUGAGGAGAGAGGCACCACCAUCAUAUGGUCAAUUGAUUGCCCAGGGAUUGAUCCCACCUGUGGAGGAUUUUCCAGUUUGUUCUGGGAACCAGGCGUCUGUUUUGGAAAACCUGCGUCUUGCCGUUCGCUCCCAACUCAGCUUCACCUCUCUAAGACUUCCUUCUUCCAGUCGUCACAGCAACUUGUGGCGUAGGCUCUUUACCUUCUCGCGGUCUCGGAGGUCUGGUUCUUUGGCCCUCGUCUCUGCUGACUUGGAAGACAGUGGUGGUACUGGAAGCACUGGGAGCUCUGGUUCCGAUCUGCUGUCUCAUGAUUCAGAUGAUACAGACACUGAGGGCGAGCGAGGGAGGGAGCGAGGCGUGGGUGCUGUGGGUGGUCCAGUUGCCCCUCUCCCAACCAAAACCCCACCCUCCAGCGCUGUGGAGGCUGUGAUGUCAGUGAUGUCAGCGACAUCUAGGACCACAAUACAAUGCCGGGACCAAAGUCUCAACCACCCCAGAGAGACUCCACCCCCUCCCGGUCCUGUCAACGUACUAACAUCUAAUCCGGAUCUUGAAUGUCAAAGUGACACCUUAGAACCCCAGGCAGUGCCAACUUCUACUCUACAACGCUUGGCUCAAAACCUGCAUCGUCUUGCUAGGAACCUGACCCGAGCCAGCCAUAGCCAUCAGAUCCCAGCCUGGACCAAUCAAAGCCCUCUCCACCAGUUGGAGACAGGAAGAUGUGGGGACGAGGCCACUCGGCAACAAGUGAGCAGAGGUGAAGAAGAAGAAGAAGAUGUGGAGCUUCUGAUUCCUGUGUCUGACUCUGAAUCUUCCUCCUCCUCAAUGAUCACUGAUGUCAGACAUCUGCUGGAACCACAUCCCUCCUCCAUCGUAGGCCAUGCUACUCGCCACCACAGAGUACACGGUGGUCAAGCAGGGCGGGACGGUCCCUGUGAACACUGUGGUAUAGUCCACACAGCUCAGAUUCCUGACAGCUGUCUGGAGGCCUUAGGGAAGACAGAGAGCAGCGACGACGAGCUCCUACUGCUUUGCUAACAGGCUAACUCAUCUGGCUAACAUGCUGACACUUCUAAGACUAAAACUACGGUUUGCUAACAUGCUGCUGUUAAACUAGCCUGUCUCAAACCAACCAUGAGUUAAAACAGUAACUAGCUGGUCAGCAAUCCUCUGACAGUACAAGACGAAAAGGCUUCACUUCACCCUCAAUUACAACUGGAAAUCUGAUGUUUUAGCAUGUUAGCUGGAUUAGAAGUUUGAGGUUUUGAUCAUGACUAAGGGGCUUGAUGUUACUGAUGUUUCACCCAUGUCAACCUACCCUUCGCCUCUGGUCCAUCCGUUAAAACACUCCCCUUCUCUGCAGGUUGAUUUGUUCCAUGUGUUGAUCUGACUUUGCAAACACUGACUUGACCUGAGCUGCUUAAUGGUACGAAUACAAACGAGAACACUGAACUCUGAUCUAAACGGUGCUGGUUGUAUGAAUGAUGGUGGUCACGUGACUGAUGGAAGUAGCCAGAAAGCCUAUGCUGAACAGGUGUGCGUUCUGUGUCAGCUAAAGUAAAUCACCUGUUAAUUUCAUAGCAGCAUACAGAAGGAGUUGAUUAAACCAACGUCUGCUGACAGACAUGUUUCAGUGUUCUAUCUGAACCCUGCUGUUCAUUGAGAUCAGACCUGGUAACAAUAACAUUUCACAUUUACACCUGUGUGCAGCUACGUUAAUGAGCUGGCACCGGAGUUUUAUCUUGCAUGAAAACUAAAGUUGUCGUCUCACUGUGUGUUGAUAGAAAAUGGUUCAGACAAGCUGGUCAUCACUGGAAUCCAGUAGCUCUAGGUCCAAUCAGUAUAGUCCCAAUCUGAGACAAAAGCCUAGAAUAGAUGAAGUUGGAAAAUUCAGCAGCUUGAAAUUAAUAUAGGAUCCAGGAUUGUAUUGGCCCAUUUAAGGCUAAAUUUUGGACCAUGGGUUUGUGAACAGACUGUUGGCAGCUCAGACCCUGACGCCUGAGGGCUCUGCCGUCCCGCAGCAUGUGGUUCAUCUCAUUCCUCAGGAAGGUGAUAAGUAGGUGCUCUGAGGUUUAUUCUGAAAGUUUGUGCUGUGGCCACAAAGUUUUGUUUUAAGGUAACUUAUUGACAUUUUUAUAUUUUAAAGUUUCAUAUUAUAAAACCAGACCAUGGACAACAGUGCUGCUCACACUGGGCCCUUGAUCAGUCUCUCGUCACACUGAGAGUGUGCAGUUCCUUCUGGCAUUUGAUAUUUUGGAUUUGUUAGUUAGGAAGAGGAGUGACAGUUUUAGAUCCACUGAGCCGGUUACCGCAGAUCUACAUUUGGUUUCUUGAAUAAUUAUGUGAAACAUGUUUCAAAUGGAGGAGUGCAUCAGAACCAGGCCAGCAGAAUCCCUUUUGAGAGUCUGAAGGUUCAGGUAAACGUCCUGUGUUGUUCCUACUCUACUCAGAUCAAAGCCUUUCAAACUGACCCGUCUGUAUUUAUGGUCUUUGUUAUAGUUUCGUUCUGUGGUUGCUGGAUCCUGUGAGAGUGGGACUCUAUUUAUUGUUAAUAAGACAACUCCUUAUUGUGUUCAUUUGCUGUUGUAUACGUGCAUGAUUCCGUGUUUUGGUGUUUUUCUUUGUGUGUAAAGUUCAACACUUUAGCAGCACUGAAGAUUAAAGUUCAUAUUUCAGUCUG